Messenger RNA from Rhincodon typus (whale shark), 414 nucleotides. Its product is annotated as zinc finger protein 664-like. The coding region runs from base 1 to 414 and encodes 137 amino acids. Gene Ontology annotation, cellular component: PcG protein complex; transcription regulator complex. The transcript has a single exon. NCBI's taxonomy places the organism in Eukaryota, Metazoa, Chordata, Chondrichthyes, Orectolobiformes, Rhincodontidae. Gene Ontology annotation, molecular function: DNA-binding transcription factor activity, RNA polymerase II-specific; RNA polymerase II cis-regulatory region sequence-specific DNA binding. The record is from RefSeq and is a predicted model, not a curated record. Gene Ontology annotation, biological process: regulation of transcription by RNA polymerase II.
AUGUGUGUAGUGUGUGUGCACGAGCGUUCAACCGAUCAUCUGACCUCUCGAAACAUAAACGGAGUCACAAAGAGAAACUGUGGAAAUGGAUUCAGAUCCCCGACUGAACUGGAAACUCAUCGGCGCAGUCACACUGGGGAGAAACCAUUCUCCUGCUCUGAAUGUGGCAAGGGAUUCGGUCAGAAAUCCCACCUCCAGAGACACCAGCGAGUUCAUACUGGGGAGAGACCAUUCUCCUGCUCCGAGUGUGGGCAGGGAUUCACUAAUUCCUCCAACUUGCUGAUACACCAGCGAGUUCACACUGGGGAGAGGCCGUUCAUCUGCUGUACGUGCGGCAAGGGAUUCACUUUGGCUUCCAGCCUCCAGACACAUCAACGAAUUCACACCGGGGAGAGACCAUUCACCAGCUCCUAG